This is a messenger RNA of Terrapene triunguis (Three-toed box turtle), 4507 nucleotides long. It is a transcript of the gene NUDT4, whose product is annotated as nudix hydrolase 4. Gene Ontology annotation, cellular component: cytoplasm; nucleus. The record is from RefSeq and is a predicted model, not a curated record. The transcript is spliced from 5 exons. NCBI's taxonomy places the organism in Eukaryota, Metazoa, Chordata, Testudines, Emydidae. The coding region runs from base 286 to 831 and encodes 181 amino acids. Gene Ontology annotation, biological process: adenosine 5'-(hexahydrogen pentaphosphate) catabolic process; diphosphoinositol polyphosphate metabolic process; diadenosine pentaphosphate catabolic process. Gene Ontology annotation, molecular function: endopolyphosphatase activity; bis(5'-adenosyl)-pentaphosphatase activity; bis(5'-adenosyl)-hexaphosphatase activity.
UGCGUUACGGUUAAAUAGUGGGCGCAGGAGCGGCCGCCGCGGCGCUCGGAGCCGGGCAGCGCAGGGAGGCGGCGGCGGGGCUGGGGGGCCGCUGGGCAGGGGACGGGCGGGCUCCAUGGCGCGGCGCGGCUUCCUGGGCGGCAGCGCCUCGCUCCUGUGAGAGACGCUUCCCCGCCGGGACCGAGCGGAGCUUGGCCGCGGCCGGUGCCGGGCGGAGCGGGGCCGCGUCUGCCGGGCGCGCCGGGGCUUGGGGCGGGCGGCGGCGGCCGGGGCACCUCCGCCUCUAUGAUGAAGCUGAAGCCGAACCAGACGCGGACCUACGACCGGGAGGGCUACAAGAAGCGGGCGGCGUGUUUGUGCUUCCGCAGCGAGCGGGAGGACGAGGUGCUGUUAGUGAGUAGUAGUCGGUACCCAGAUCAGUGGAUUGUACCAGGUGGAGGAAUGGAGCCAGAGGAGGAACCAGGAGGUGCUGCAGUCCGAGAGGUUUAUGAAGAGGCUGGAGUAAAGGGAAAACUAGGCAGACUGCUGGGGAUAUUUGAGCAGAACCAAGACCGGAAGCAUAGGACUUACGUUUAUGUUCUUACAGUGACUGAAAUAUUGGAAGACUGGGAGGAUUCAGUUAAUAUAGGAAGGAAAAGAGAAUGGUUUAAAGUAGAAGAUGCUAUCAAGGUUCUUCAGUGUCAUAAGCCUGUUCAUGCAGAAUACCUGGAAAAACUGAAACUGGGCUGCUCCCCAACCAAUGGGAAUUCUGUGGUCCCCAAUCUUCCUGAUAACAACUCUUUAUAUGUCACUUCUGCACAGACUUCUGGGUUGCCCUCUACUGUGAGAUAAAAAUUUGGAUACCUUUUUAUUCGUGCGCCAUCACAAGGUGGAGGAGGGGGGAAUGUAUUUGUGUUCACAUGCAGACAUCUUUGACUGUCAGUCCUCAGCAAAAUGUGUGAAUACAUCAUAACAUUCAGACACUAACUUCUUUUUUCCUUUUAACAAUGUAAAAUAGUAUUUCAGCAAACUAAAGCCAUAUAUGGAAUUUUUUUAAGAUGCCUUAACUGGCCAGUUUUAAAAAACUAUCAAUAUAUAAACUUACACAUCUGCUAAAAAUAACAAACAUCUGGGUUAAAUAGAACUUAUUCCAGAUUUUGGUUUAAUUUUUUUUAGUCAAGUAGUCUUUAAAAAAAAAAUUUAGUGGGAAAAUUCUUGAACAAAUGGCAGUAACGUUUCUCUUAAACUUCCACUCAAAAUGUACAAUUAAAGUGCUAGAUGACCUCUAAAAUACUACCACUAUCUGGGAAACUGAGCAUACUAUUCAGCUUAGAUACAUAAUCAUGACUACAAUAAAGCACUAAAUACAUCCAGCCAAUCACAGCAAAGGAUUCAAACAUCAAGCAACAUUUUUCCCUUUGUUACCUUGACCUAUGGAAUCUUAACAUACAAAAUGUAGUUGACAGCUUGAGCAAAGAUUCGAAAAAGAGGCUCAACCAUUGAUGCUCUGUUGCUACAAUUCCAAAAGCUGUUCAAAGACUUUUUUGUAGUACUUGGCCAAAGAUGCAAGAAAUUCAUAAUUGUAGAAAGAGGUACAUGAAAACUGAAAACAUGCUGCCGCCCCCCUCAAUGAUCAUUAAGUGUUGCCUUCCUCUGAUAUCCUAGCAUUCAUUUUGCUGAUGGUGCAAUCCCAUAGUUUUCUAAGAUUGUUCAAUUAGUAAAAAAUAGCAUCAGUUUCUUCCAGUUUUGAGUCUCUUGUAGCUUCUGUGGCAUAGAAGAAUAAAGUACAGUGUUUGGAAGAAAAUUAUACCUAUAAGGGAACAAUGUGGCUAGGUCUAAGUCCAUUAGCAAACUCGUAAUCAAGAGGAAAUGGCACUGUGGACUAGGAGCAGAAAGUGCUGGUAUUGACAUUUGUUAUACCAAAAUUUUUGUUACCUUAUUAAUGACUAUGCUGGAUAUCCCAAUUAAAGUUGUAAUACUAAAAAUAUUUUUGAUCGUUCAAAAUAACUGCUUUUGCUCUCUGAAGUGAAAGUAGAGCUAAUGCUACAACUUAACUGGAGUAAACUUGGGACAGCAUCCUGUCAUAAUUACCAUUCAUCACCCCCCCUCUCCCCCCCCCGUACCUGUCAACCAAAAAGGAUGGAAACUGAACUUAACCAGGGGUCCCAAACAUGUUCUUGCCACUGUGCCAUUAAGACAGUUUUCUACAAAGAAUGCCAUCUAGCUCAUGCAGAUACUUUUGGAAUUUUUAGGAUCUAAAUAUUAAUUCCAGCCACCUCUUUCUGGGCAGAAAGCCAAAACUGAGGUUGGGGUAAACGUUGUGUGUCUUGUGAAGGCUGUUUUGGGUAAACUCAUUCUUUUACAUAGCAUUUGAACCCUUUGUAAAUAGUCCAACUGGUAAAUAGUGAGUGUAAAAUGGAAAGUAAAUGUAAUUUAAACAUUUUGUUACUCAAUACACAACUUCUACUUUUUUAGCACAAAUUGUGUAAAAUGCUGCUAUAAAUUAAACUUCUGCGUGCUGUUACACUUUUUUAGGAAAAUAUUGGUGCCACAAGUGAUCCUUUUUGAAAAAUGAGAUCUUUGUGCCAUAUAUAAAUGCAUUUAAACCAUGGAUAGUAAUGUUUGAGGUUUCACCUCAUGUAAACUGCUCUUUGAAGAGGCCAUAAGUACUACUGAUUAGAGAUGGCCCUGAACAUGAGCCAAAAAACAGAAGCUGCCUGAACUUUGAGGUGGGAUGUUUUUUAAAUCCCUAGAUCAGCACUAGCCCUAUGGUUCUAGUUCCAGGUCUCUUCUAAAACCGGAAGAGCAGGCAUGUCUUCUAUGUAUAGUUCAGAUGCACCACAAAAUGGUGGAAUCAUCAUGAACAGUUGAUCUCAUGAGACUUCAGGUAUUUGAGGGCCAAAAUCUCAACAAUUCAUGAGAUUUUAAACCCAUUUUAAUUCUUCUGAUCUAAACACCACCAACAUUGCCUAGCUUUUGUCCUGAAGGGCUUACAAAAUUGAAAAGAGACUUACUAACUAAAACAUCUAGAUAGCUGAAGUCAGGUGCUUUGAAAAGAAUGUCUAAUGUACAAUGACAGAAUGGUUUAAUGGUAAUAGAAACAUCAGAUUUUUAAGUUGAUCUACUCUCUUUUUGAAACCGUGAACCAUUUAAUGUUUGUCAUGUACAUUGACACAUUUUUGUGCAGUAGUCAUUAACACAUUAAACUGAGCUCAUAACUGUGAGCCUUUUGAGAAGUUUUUGUUUGUACAACAUAAUCCAUGAAACUACAUACAAAAGUCCAAAGUAGUUACUUAGAAGCAGUUAUGAACUAGAAGCCAUCUCAAAACAGUUUCAGACUCCUGGAAUUAAAAGAAAACUCAUACUUGUAUAAGAUAUUAGUGGUAAUGCAUGAUCUUAUUUUGUAGCUCUCAAUGUAUUUGAUAACUGUGUAAAAAUGUACAGAAUUGCUGUUGCUAACAAACUGUUGAUUGCCUAUAAAUAUUUUAAUAUUUUGGUUGCACACAUUUGGACUGUUAAUAGUGCCACAUGAAUUCUUAAAUGCCAUUUGUUGUACAGAUCUCUUCAGUCUCUAUGCAGCUUUCAAAAUGAAGCCCUGUAUUGUUCAAUUUGAUUUCCUAUGCUUUUCUAUUCACAGAACUUUGAAGUAUGUGACAGUAAAGGUAAACUGAUAAUACUGUGCAGGCUCUUGCUUUAAGUAUGCUACAGGAAACCAUGCUAGCAAAUUCCUUUUGUAUGUUUGAGUCUUUUAACAGGCUAAGUGAACCCUAAAGUUAAAUUCUACAGCAAUGGAUGGUGUAAAACUUGGGAUAAGGAGGAUAAAAUUUUGCAUCAGCUCCUGCUGUCAAGAUUAUAUAUAGAAGCAUAUUACUGCCAGCAGUUUCCUCACGUUCUUACAAAGGUUUCCAGUUUAGUUUAUGAAGUAACUAGUGGUGGUUUUAUAGCUUACUGUGAUGCAUUAUUUGUGCAAAUAGGACUAGAAUUUACAUUUUUAAUCCCUACCCCAGUGAGCUGCUGGCAGCUCUGAUGCUUGCCUGGCUGUGUGAACAGAAAAAGGAAUCUGAUUUGCAUCCAUGGUCUUCCUGUAGCAGCCAUGGUUUGGGAUCAUCAUGACCUAAGAUGAAAUAGAUGUGAUAUGUUAUUGCCAAUGGAAAUAGCUUCAGCUCCACCUGAAUUGGAAGUUUUGUUACAAUAAAUACCUACUUAAAAAUUGAUGUUUUAACACUGCAAAAGUAUCAAGUGUAUUGCACAGAGACUGUUAAAGUGAAAAGCAUAAUUUGGUGACUUACUGCAUGCACACUAACUUUGCCCAAAGUUAGCCUAUUGACAAGUCACGGUGGAGAAAAUCGAAAGGAAAAACCUAGUUGGUUUGUUUAUCAACAUGGUUCUGAGAAGAGAAAUUUGAAGGAAAAUCCCCUAACAAAUUGUAAACAUUUUGAACUGCUUGCAUGGAUUUUCUUUAAAGAUUGAUGUAAGAAUUUUGACUUUUUAUAUUUGAGAUAAAUAUCAAAAUAAAAUCUGAACUAGU